Messenger RNA from Gastrolobium bilobum, 1965 nucleotides. Its product is annotated as protein NRT1/ PTR FAMILY 1.2-like. Lineage: Eukaryota; Viridiplantae; Streptophyta; Magnoliopsida; Fabales; Fabaceae. Gene Ontology annotation, biological process: oligopeptide transport; transmembrane transport. Gene Ontology annotation, molecular function: transmembrane transporter activity. The transcript has 4 exons. The record is from RefSeq and is a predicted model, not a curated record. Bases 1 to 1791 code for a protein of 596 amino acids. Gene Ontology annotation, cellular component: plasma membrane.
AUGGACAAGGAAGUUGAGCUUUCAUCCGGUGAAGGUGAAAUGGCUGCCCAACACAUUUCACAACCACGGAGGCGCAAGGGUGGUCUCAUCACCAUGCCUUUCAUCAUUGCUAAUGAGGCACUUGCAAGGGUGGCAAGCAUAGGCCUUUUGCCCAACAUGAUAUUGUAUUUGAUGGGGAGUUACAGGCUUCAUCUAGCAAAAGCAACCCAGAUACUCCUUUUGUCAUCUGCAACCAGCAAUUUCACUCCUGUGGUUGGUGCUUUCAUUGCAGAUUCUUAUCUGGGUCGAUUCCUUGCUGUUGGGUUUGGUUCCAUCAUCAGUUUUCUGGGAAUGACACUCUUGUGGUUAACAGCCAUGAUUCCACAGGCGCGGCCUCCCUCUUGUAGCCAUGCAACAGAAACUUGUAAAUCAGCAACAGGAGGGCAAAUGGCAAUGUUAUACUCUGCCCUUGCUCUCAUGUCCAUUGGAAAUGGUGGCCUUUCAUGUUCCUUAGCAUUUGGUGCAGACCAAGUAUAUAGAAAAGAGAACCCCAAUAACCCGAGGGUCUUGGAAAUAUUCUUCAGCUGGUAUUAUGCUUCUUCAGCUAUUUCCGUCAUAAUUGCCCUCACAGGAAUUGUAUAUAUCCAAGAUCAUCUUGGAUGGAAAUUGGGUUAUGGAGUACCAGCAGCACUUAUGCUUUUAUCUACUGUCUUCUUCUUCCUUGCUUCUCAUUUUUAUGUAAAGAAUAAAAAAAAAACCAGCUUGCUAACUGGAUUUGUACAAGUAAUUGUUGUGGCCUAUAAGAACAGAAAACUUCCAUUACCACCUAGGAACUCAGAAGAGCUUUACCAUCACAAGAAGGACACGGAUCUUGAUGUUCCAACUGAUAAACUAAGGUUUCUGAAUAAAGCUUGCGUUAUUAAAGAUCCAGAACAAGAUAUAGCCUCUGAUGGGUCAGCAUCAAAUAGGUGGAGUCUCUGCACAGUGGAUCAAGUAGAGGAACUAAAAGCCAUUAUUAAAGUUAUUCCCUUAUGGUCUACGGGGAUCAUGAUGUCACUUAACAUUGGAGGCUCAUUUGGAUUACUGCAAGCUAAAUCCCUGGACAGACAUAUCACCUCACACUUCCAAGUUCCACCUGGUUCUUUUAGUGUAAUCAUGGUACUUACAAUAUUUGUAUGGAUAGCUCUGUAUGAUCGUGUUAUUCUUCCUCUAGCAUCAAAGAUCAGAGGCAAACAAGUUAGGAUCAGUGCAAAGACAAGAAUGGGAGUUGGGUUGCUUUUCUCUUUUCUCCACUUGGUAACUUCAGCAUUGGUUGAGACUAUAAGGCGUAGGAGAGCUAUGAAGGAGGGAUAUCUGAAUGAUGCUCAUGCAGUGUUGAAUAUGUCAGCGUUUUGGCUUGUCCCUCAGCUUUGUUUGGGUGGCAUAGCUGAAGCAUUCAAUGCAAUAGGCCAAAAUGAGUUUUAUUACACCGAGUUUCCCAAGACUAUGUCCAGUGUUGCUUCUUCCCUUUCCGGAUUGGGAAUGGCUGCAGGAAACCUGGUAUCUAGUUUUGUGUUCAGCACUAUAGAACAUGUUACAUCAAGAGGGGGGAAAGAGGGGUGGGUUUUAGACAACAUUAACAAGGCUCGUUAUGACAAGUACUAUUGGGUUAUUGCUGGAGUUAGUGCUCUUAAUAUAGUGUAUUAUCUAAUAUGCAGUUGGGCUUAUGGACCUACUGUUGAUCAAGUAUCCAAGGUAAGUGAUGAAAAUGGCUUGCAUGAGGAAGAGUUAACCCAAAUUGGGAUGAUUAAUGGGGUUCAGGAUGAAAAGUAAAAGGAAGGCUCCGUGGAGAUAUAGAUGCUCAAAGUCCUAAAAGUUGUUUGUUUAGUUGAUAUGUUGAAUUCUGAUCAGAUUUUUGAUCAAGCAAAAAACCUUACUAUGUAGUGAUUCACACUCAAAUUUGGAUAGACAUGUUUAUUUUUCCAUUUUUUGACAAUUACUAGUCGC